AUGUAUUCGACUAUUAUUCGUCUUUUCAUCGUCUUAGGUAUUGCUCUGGCAAUAUGCGAGGCUGAUGAUGUCAUGUGUCUUCAAAGAGUUCCUAUUUAUUCGUGUGCAUCCAUGGGCUGCUCUGUAGUUGGCAAAGUUGUUACCAACGACCACUAUCCAUGUGAUUGCUUUAAAAUCGAGAACGUUUUGGGUAUUGCUCUGGCAAUAUGCGAGGCUGGUGAUGUCAUGUGUCUUCAAAGAGUUCCUAUUCAUACGUGUGCAUCAAUGAGCUGCUCUUACGUUGGCUAUGCUGUCACUAGCGAGCACUAUCCAUGUGAUUGCUUUAAAAUCGAGAACGUUUUGGGUAAAAAGAAAACAUGGUAUAAGAUCGAAUUAGCAAAUGGACACGGCUAUGUAACCGAUGACCAUUGUUCGAACAAUGGCGAUGUUUUACGUUGUUAA
Messenger RNA from Adineta steineri, 441 nucleotides. Lineage: Eukaryota; Metazoa; Rotifera; Eurotatoria; Adinetida; Adinetidae. The record is from the annotation of a GenBank genome assembly.